Messenger RNA from Cydia fagiglandana, 3155 nucleotides. Its product is annotated as putative carbonic anhydrase 5. NCBI's taxonomy places the organism in Eukaryota, Metazoa, Arthropoda, Insecta, Lepidoptera, Tortricidae. The record is from RefSeq and is a predicted model, not a curated record. Gene Ontology annotation, molecular function: zinc ion binding; carbonate dehydratase activity. Bases 172 to 1134 code for a protein of 320 amino acids. The transcript is spliced from 8 exons.
GCACGGUGCGCGCCGGUUCGCGAUAAAAAAAUAAAAACAAAAAAUACGUAAAAUGUAUAAAAAGUUGACAACAAACUGUCACAGCUCAGUUGUCGUGGGCCCGUGUGCGUGUGUGCAUGUGAACUUAUAAAUUCAAAUUUAGAGCUUUCUUUAUUUGGAUUACGUGUGAAAAUGAAGGCGUUUUUUGUUAUUAUUUGCUGUAUAGGUUUAAGUUAUGAAGCUGAAUGGAGUUAUGAAGGCGAGUAUCAAUGGCCCGGAGUUUGCAGCUCUGGCACCCAGCAGUCGCCCAUCGACAUCUCGACGCGGGACGCGGUGGUAGACCGGCACCAAGCUCACAUCCGGGGCCCUUUGGUCUUCCGCGGCUAUGAGCAGGUCACCACCACGGCACACAACAAUGGACAUACCUUAAAAUGGUCUGCAGUUCCCGGAACGCCAGCCCCCGUAUUGUCUGGCGGUCCCCUCAGAGGGAACUACACAUUUCUGCAGUUCCAUCUUCAUUGGCUAUCUGAACACGCCAUCGAUGGUUUCAAGUAUCCCUUGGAGAUCCACAUGGUACACGUCAAGACUGGGCUAAAAUUAGAAGAGGCCCUGGCGCGCCCUGAUGGACUCACUGUUAUAGGGGUGCUUUGCGUGUUGAAGAGUGGGACAGCAGCAGAACAUGCCCUUGCUCAAAUCGUCCCGUCUCUACCUGAGCUGACCUACCGUAUGGAUCCUAACAAUCAAACCAUGGCUGAAAUCAUCGAUUUGUCCCGCCUCCUGAGCCCGGACCCACAGUCGUUCUACACGUACCACGGCUCGCUGACCACGCCCCAGUGCCAGGAAUCCGUCACCUGGAUUGUAAUGGACAAGCCGCUAGUCAUCUCUGAUAAUCAGUACAAACUGUUCAGCAAGAUCGACAUCGGCGGGAACACAUUCAACUACCGCAGCCUGCACCCCACUAACCGCAUCAUCUACCGCUUCAUGGCCUCCUGCGCUUCCAUCACCUCUCCAACCUUCAUUGGUUAUCUUCUCUCCAUCAUCAUGUGCGCCAAGUCCAUCAUGGCGACCACGCUGAUCAAAGGCGUCUGUAUUAUUACAAAUAUGAAGAGGAGACUUUUUGGAUAUGGCGUUAAGGAAUGCAGUAAGCUUGACUGAUUUGAUGUCUUCGACGUCUUUUCCAUUCAUGUUUUAAUAGCUUCCUUUUCAUUUUUUAAUAGACGUCGUCGUUAUUCUGGUCGCGUAACAAUAUAAAGAAGAUAGUGUUCACAUUGAUUACAGAGUACAAUAUGUUUGUGUAGACUGUGUCUGUUUGUACGAAGUGUGUGUUGUGGUCUGUGGAUGUAUAUACAUGUCGUGUAAUAAUAAUGAAAGCGUUAAUUUUAACGAACAGAUGUAUGUACGUAUACGUAGUUUUUUUCUAGUUUUUGUUUUUCAUAAGUAAACUCGUAAAUGUGUAAAUAUAUAUAAAACGAACUCUUAUAGAUUAUUCGAGCUAGAUAUUUAUAAUUGAGCUAUUUACCUAUUUAUUGAAAUGACUACUAUCCAAAAAUGUUUAUAUACAUAUAAAUAAUAAAUGCAUACCAAUGAAUAAAUGACACACAUCAAAAAACACUUAAAGAACAUUUAAGGAAAAAUUAAAUAUCAUUUUACUAAUCUUCAACUAAUCCAAAGUAUUAUAAUUAUCCUAAGUAUUGUAAAUAUACGUAACAUAAUACAGAUUAAUACUUAAUUCGUAUAAUCAAUCUGACGUCAUAUAAGAGCUCAAUAAAAUUAAUUGAUGACCAACCAAUAUUGUCAGAUCCGAUCAUAAAAUAAUCAUGAUGCGAGUGAUUAAGCUGUAACUCACUGUUUUAUAGGAUUGACAGACAAUUCUGAAGAUUGAAAGAAGUCUAAUGAAACUGAAUGAAAAUUAUAAUUGUAGAUGGAAUGGAAAAUGCUGCAGCGACAGAGGGCCAGGCCCUCUUAAUGAUGAUGAUGAUGAUGAGAUGCAAUGUCAAUAUUUGUAAAUGAAUUUAAAUUAAUACAUGCCUAUAAUAUUAUAAUGACAAUAUGUAAGAUAUAUGUAUAAUAAAUACCAUUAAGGAUAGUUGCAUAAAAUAUAUUUAAGAUAAUUAGUAACAGUCAAAUUAUUAACAUGUUUGAAGUUAAGAUUCGAUUUGAAAAUUGAACGGUUAACGGUAAUUUAUCACGCUAAAAUUGUUUUGGUCACGUAGUUUUGUUUUGAAUUUUUUUUUUUCAAAAUUUCAUUUUACGGAUAAGAUUUUUUUAUUAUAUCCUUGUUGAAAUCUAAAUUGCACGUGAUAUGCGCAUGAAUCAUGACAUUACAUUAUAGAGGAUUAAAUUUUAAGCCGCAUAUUAUAUGCUUAAUCAAUAACAUAGAUGCAAUCUAUAUCUCAACAUUUAACGAUGUUUCAGCCGAUGUCUGGAGAUAAACAUUAUCUAAAACAUAUGAUUUAUGCCGAGUUGUAAAAUACUUUAUGAAUAAUCGUUAGGUACAUAAGUUGUAAAUUAGUUUUAUUUUAUUUUUUAUUUUAUUUAUUUCCACACAUACAAAUAUCAUAAGACCAUAUUGGCUUAGUUAUCGUAUUGGCUGUGACUCUACUAUAUUUAUUAUUUAAUUUAUAUUUUAAUGCUGGACUGUCUGGAUUUUAGGUUAGUUUGCAGUGAGCAAUUCAAAUAGGCAAGUCGAAAUCUCGUACCACUUUGUCAUAAGUCAUAAGGCCGAUUUUAGAACUGAUGAUACAGGUAUUAAAACUAUUAAAAGUGCCUAUAUUAAGAAUUAUUACAUAUUUGGAUUGCUCAAUAAGUAAGAUUUUUGUAAUUCGGUAAAAGUUAACUAUUGUUAGCGUCUUGAUUUGUUUAUAAGGUUCUACAUUUCGUUCUGCAUUCUACAUUUUGCUUGAUUUUAAUUACCUGUAAAGUAGAUAAAAUUUAGUAAAGAAAAUACUUAUAUUGGAUACAAUAUUAAAACUAAAGUUAAAACUAGAAAAAAAAAUACAAACUAUAAAAUAUACUUACCUACAAAAAACCAAACUAUAAAAAGAACACCCCGUCCAACAGGUCGGACUGCGGCAUGGACCCCAUGACACUGGCGGCGUUACCUAUCGCAAGGGAAAUACGUUGAGAGAGGUACGCACCAGCCCUGGGGUCCCCUGUGGUGUCAACCAGCCGCGCCG